GUUUGGAAUGCACUUCUCUUCCUCUAAAUACAAGUUGUUGCUUCAGGACUGGUCUGCGUCAACACCUGAACUAAGGAUAGGGAGUGAAGUAGUCGGACGCGUUGACAACCUUACUUAUCUUGGAAGUCUGAUCAGCCCUAAUGAGUUGCCAUCGGACGAAAUCUCAGCACGGAUUCGAAAAGCUCGUUUGGCUUUUGCCAACUUACGUCACCUAUGGUGAUGGCGAGAUAUCCGUCUAUCAAUAAAAGGACGAGUAUACUGCGCGACAGUUCGUUCUGUCCUACUUUACGGCUGAGAAACAUGGCCAUCAAUAGUAGAAGACACUCGUAAGCUACUAAUGUUUGACCACAGAUGCCUUAGAAAUAUUUCUGGCAUCUGCUGGGAUCACCGCGUAAGUAAUAGUGAGGUUAGACGUAGGGUAUUAGGGAAUGGUGGUAAAUCAGUUGAUCAGGUCGUUAAUCUUCAUCAACUGAGAUGGUUGAGCCACGUGUUACGUAUGCCUGAACACCGAUUACCAUGACGUGUAAUGCUAACCGAUGUUGGAGACGGUUGGAAGAAAGUUAGGGGUGGUCAAACCAAAACGUGGCAUCAGUGCUUGAAGACACUAACUUCUAAUCUGAGCCUUGUUGGUAGAUGCAGACUACUUGGUUGGGGUCCGCGUGACUAUCGUAACCAAUGGUUGGAGACUCUUGGUGACAUGGCUCAGAAUCGACCACAAUGGUGUCGGUGUAUACGUUCUCUGUCUUCCCUCAAACUGUGGGAUUAAAAUCGCUUCAUAUCUUUCUUUCUACGAACUAAUUCUUUCUUCCUGUACUACAUCGUUAUAUGCAAUAUUUCUUUUAUAUAUUACCACCAUUGACUUAACCACUCACUUGUAUGAAUCCGGUGUUCAUCUUGCUGUGCUAAUGCAACUUAGACCGAUGCAUAUAUGUGCCUGGUUCUACGUUGUAGCUGACUGACUGCUCAGCAACCUUCAUCAAUGAACAAUGCCACUGAGUCGUCUGAUCAAAUCGAUGGAUUCUUUUUUUAUGGACCAAUGCAUGUAUCUUGCUGCUGUACAAAACUCUUCAGUCCAUUUUUGGUCCAUACGGUAUGAUAAGAAUAUAUUUGGAUCGUCAAAUUCAGACUACCGUAACUUGGAGAUCCCUGAUUCUCCUUCCUUGACUUACAAGCCUCAAAUGACAGUAUCGUGUUCGCUACGGUCGAUUCAGUGGGAACCUCGGUCUUGUAAGCUAGCUGUUAUUGACAAUUCUGGUUCUACUAUUUUCUUUCGACGUCUGUAUACUGGCAAAAAUCAUGUAUAUGAUCAAAACGCAUCAGAUAUAACUACUUUCAGUUUGCUAUCACAUAGUUUCACAGCAACUUGCAUAGCUUUUCCGCAAAGAUCAGGAAGAUAUCUAGCUGUUGGGACUAGUGCUGGCCCAAUAAAUUUAUACAAAUGUCAAAAACAAAUUUCUUUUUAUUCGCAGUUACGCUUCAGUAAUAAUUGUGAAAGUUUAUCUUCCAAUGAAGUGCAGCCUAGGUGUGUCAGCUGGGUUUUAAAGGACCGUGUUGUUGUUGCUGGGUAUAGUAAUGGAUAUAUUGUCUUAUUUUUAGCUGCGUCUGGUACGUCUACAGGUGAAUGUGAGCAUUUCAUAUUACCAUUUCCUUCAUAUGCCAAUAACAACAGUCCUUCUACACCUGCAUGUAAUAUUUUUAGAACUUACACAGAAAGCAGUGAUUUAUUAUGUUGUGGUUAUUCUGAUGGAUCUAUUAUUUUCUGGCGUUUAGACUGGCCUAUUGUUAGGCAUACACAGGAGUUAAUUUUUUGUCGCUGGGAUCCUACGUCUUUUCUACCCACUUCGAUAAACACGAAUAACUGUGAAUACUGCAUGGAUAUAGCUUUGUCAACUGGUCGACGACUUUUUACUGCAGGAGCACCGGAUAUGAAUUUACGUAUGUGGGAUGCGUCUAUAUUGAAAUUAAUACCAAUCAAGACGUUGUCACCGAUUGAUGAACAACAUGGAUAUUUAAGUGUUGAUGUCACCUUGGACACAAGCAUUCUUGCAACUGGUUUAGCAAAUGGUAAUAUUUGGUUUUAUAAUAUACUUGAUUUUACUUCACCUAUCCGUUGUGUUUCCUCAGGAUCGGAUGUUCCAAUAAGCUUGCUUUCAUUCUCUUUUGCUUAUCGAACUAGUGACGAAGUUAAGUUUAGCUCCCCAAAAUCCAAUAAGCUUGAAAGUUUACAGGACGAGAACCUUGAUGCGAAAUUGUAUGGAAAUUCAACUUCAGUACAGAGUACCGUUACAGACACACUACUAAGUUUAUCAAAACAACCACUUCAUGAAAUAACUAAUGUUAUACCUAAAUGUCAACCUGAUACAUGGGUAUCAUUAUUUCGUGAAUUUUCCGUACCAGAUAUUUCAUUACAUUCAAAUUCCAGUAUGUUUCCAUCAUCUGAUCAAGGUUCUAUAAAAUCUAGUUGGUCAGAAGUGAAUAUCGAUAAUAUAGAGAAAAUGGUAUCAUUAAGACCAGAAUCUAAUAUAGAUGUUAAUGUUGUCAAUAUUAAUCAACAAUUAAAAUCAGAUUAUCAUCAUAAUAAAGAUGUUGUAAAUCUCAAUUCAGUUAAUAUAACAAAUGAAUGGUUAGAACAAUAUUUCAAUGUUAAACUACAAUCUAUGAUGUCUGAAUUGAAUUGGUCACAUAAUGAAUUAUUAUUUAAAUUUACUAAAUUAGAAUGUAAACUUGAUCAAAUGUGUAAAGAGUUUCAUAAUAUUAUUAAUCAAAUAAAACAUGAAAAUAAUUUACUUCGAUAUACACUAAAUCAAUAUACACAAUUUUAACAUUGUACUGUUCGUUCGUUUUGUUUAAAUUUUGUAAUUAUCUUGUAUAUUUAUUAAGAUAUUAUUUAUAUAUUAUAUAAUAAUGUUAAUAAGUGUAGAAUAUAUUCUUGAA
Schistosoma margrebowiei is the source of this 2934-nucleotide messenger RNA. The record is from the annotation of a GenBank genome assembly. Lineage: Eukaryota; Metazoa; Platyhelminthes; Trematoda; Strigeidida; Schistosomatidae.